GCAAAUGAAUUAUUUGCAUUAUUUUUCUUACAAUAAUAUCAUACGCCAUCCCAUUUUUGAAGGAAUUUCAAUUCCGUAUAUCAAACGGACCCUAGACAUUGCGUCACUCUCUUUUACAAAAGGUCUCUGUUCUUAAGCUCAACAAAACCUUCGGCACCAAGUAACCACACAGAGAGAGAGAGGGAAGAAAGUUGGGCAAUGCAGAGCCGUACGGAGGGGCUUGUGGGUGCACCACUUGGUGGUGGCCCAAGCGAGCAGUGCUCGACGGCGUCGCUUUUGGUGGGUAGGCUAGCGGGGUUACUCGCCAUGCACAUUCGGUCCGGUCAUCUCAGUGAUCCCUCUGUGUUCUCCGAUCUUUGCUUCUCUCUGGCCAAAGGCAUUGAUUAUGCAGUUGCGACUAACGAGGUUCCACCAAAAGCACAAGAUUUGCCUAUAUUGGUUAAGCAGGUAUAUAAGCAUCAGGAUAAUUCUUCCCUUCAAGCAGCUGUAAUGGCACUUAUGAUUUCUGUCAAGAAUGCUUGUAUGAUUGGAUGGUUUCAAAACAAAGAUGCAGGUGAUCUUCUUGCAUUGGCUAAGGAGAUAGGUAAAACUUUCAGUAAUACCGAGGAUAUUUGCAUCGAACCAAGCUAUGCUCUCCCCAGUAUUUCUAAAAUCAUGUCCAGAUUCUAUCCAUGCAUAAAGAUGGGCCACAUACUAGCUUCACUUGAGGUCAAGGCUGGGUACAGGACCGUUGUCUCUGACUUCCAUAUCUUGAAGAAUAUGGUGGUUCCUAUGCCAAAACAGAUAGGUCUGUUUGUUGCUCAAAGGGAUAAUAUGGACACAUCCUCUUGCAUUGUGACUCCACCUCAAGCAAACUUUCUAUUCAAUGGGAAAGGUGUACAAGGAAGGAAUAAUGUUUCCAUGGACACUGGACCACAGCUGCCAACAAAUAUUACUGCAAUGCUCAAAUAUGGAAUCAAUCUUUUUCAAGCUGUGGGGCAGUUUAACGGUAAUUAUCUCAUUGUUAUCGCUUUCAUGAGCAUGAUGUCAUCAACUUCUGAAACUCCAGCACUACAAGAUUAUGUUCAGCCUGUUGUUGCUUCCCUUGAUUCUAAUUCUGAGAUAAUCGAGGGGCCAUCACGUGUUUCAUUAAAUUGCCCAAUAAGCCACAAACGUAUUAAAACUCCCGUAAAAGGACAUCUCUGCAAGCAUUAUCAGUGCUUUGAUUAUGAGAACUUCAUUGAAAUGAACUCAAGAAGGCCAUCAUGGCGUUGCCCUCUUUGUAACCAGUCCAUCUGCCACCUAGACAUACGCAUUGAUCAGGAUAUGGCCAAGAUCUUGGGAGAGGUUGCAGAGACUGUUGUUGAUGUGAUAAUCUCAGCAGAUGGAUCCUGGGUGGCUGUCUUGGAAAAUGAAGAUCAGACUGACCAAACAGGUCAUGAGACAAAAAGUUGUCAGCAAGAAAGACCUCAGCAGUGUAAGUGCGAUGCGUCGUCAAGUGUGCCAGCUGAAGUUGUUGAUCUUACCAUGAAAGGGGCCAACGCUAGUGAUGCCAUGUGUGUAUCUGAAUGUACUGGCAAGCAACAUUUCCUGGAUGAUCCUCCAUGUUUUUCUGUUUCAAGAAAUCUUGUGCAAACAGAAGUCAGGAAUUCGGAUAGAGUGGACCAAAAUCUUUCUACUCAAAGAGAGGAAAAUAUCUGCUCAAGAAUUCCCUCGUCUGUUUCUGCUGCCCCACAAUGUCCAAUGGAUGGCACUUCUCUUUGGGGUGGCCAUGUAACUGCUGGCAUUUCCAAUUUUUCUUCUUGCAAUUCAAUACUUUCCCCUGUCCUAACAAAUGCUGCUUCUCCUGUUCUGAAUGAAUCAGUGUAUGUAAAUGGAACUGUCCCACUCUCAUUACUGCAAAGCCAACUUUUAGGUCCCACUUACUUGCAAUCACAGCAGUUUGGCUUUGGAAGAUCGAAUACAAGAAAUGAAAAUGGGAUGUUGCCAUCUGUAGCUAUUAAUGCCGGCCGAACUUCAACUCUGCCCCAGGCUUCAGUUAGCAGUUCAUUUGAACAAAGGGCUUUGAAUUCAUUGAUGCUCAACAGUACCUCUUCUGCUAAUUAUCAAAGCACGCCUUUUAUGGUAUCCCAUAUGAAUGGAUGUCAUGCAUUUCAUGGGGGCAUGGAUAGGGGUCAGCAAUUACUCAGGCCACUUGCGAGUUCUUCAUCGUUAUCAGAUAUGGCUUUACCUUCCAUGCGAGAUCAUUCAUUGACACAGAACUGGGAUGUUAACAAGCACCAUUGCAUUUCUGGUCAAGCAGUCCAACAGGCUGCUAGCUUUCCUGCCCAAGGUCUAGGUGCUUACCACAUCUCCUCAAGAUCCUCCUCUGCGCAUAAAAAUCUAUUGCAAUCUAGGGCUCCUCACCCGAGGAUAACUUCUGCUAUGACUCAGCCUCAGAAUAUUGUCCAUCCAUCUUUUCAUGCACAACCAGUGCAAUUUCAGCAAGGAGAUGGUAGUGGUAAUGGCAUGGUUAAUGUUGAUAUCACUCAAAUUCAUCACGGGACUGCUUCUCAUCCAAUGGCCCAGAUGUCAAGAACACCAUCAUUUGUGCCAGUUCAACUCCAACAAUCUAGAAACGACUCUUCGUUACCUCCUUCGACGGCUGGUAAGCGGCUUAGAACAACUAGUGAGUGGAGGGGGAGUGUGGGCGAGACAAUACAGCCGGUCUUGCCGGCUGAUAGCUCAAAAACGUUGGCAUCAGCACAGAACUGGCAGCCCUCAGGCAGAAUGAGGGGAAGCCUCACAGGUGAGACUUAUGCUGCUGCUUUUAACCAAUUCAUGCUUCAACCUACCCAGUCUGCUCAACUUUCCCAAACUUCAUCUAACUUGAUGUCAACCCCGCACGGUGCAUUGCAAAUGCAAGGGCUCGUCUCAAGCAGCACCAACGCUAGAAUUAAUCUUCAGGCUCAGGCACAAUAUAGUGCUGGAAGGUGCAACUAAGUUGCCGGGGAAUUGGGCUGCUUUAUGCGUUGAUUAGCUAAUUUCCCACGGUAGUUGGGGGCUCUCCUGUUGUAAUCAAAAUUUUGGUAUGCAUGUCGAGUUGUCAAGGUGCAUCAUGCAACCAUUUUGUGAAGUUAAAAGUUAUUUUGUUCUACACUUUAUACGAGUGUAUCUUGUUAAGCGGUCACAUAGAAUUGGAGGGGUAGUUCUAGUUUUAUAGUGGGUAUAUACUAUUAAAGAGAUUUUUUUUUUUUUUUACAACACAAUAUUCAAGAGAAUUUGACUGUU
This is a messenger RNA of Corylus avellana, 3249 nucleotides long. RefSeq lists its product as uncharacterized. Gene Ontology annotation, cellular component: chromatin. The record is from RefSeq and is a predicted model, not a curated record. Gene Ontology annotation, molecular function: zinc ion binding; SUMO ligase activity. Lineage: Eukaryota; Viridiplantae; Streptophyta; Magnoliopsida; Fagales; Betulaceae. Gene Ontology annotation, biological process: protein sumoylation.